Messenger RNA from Pedinophyceae sp. YPF-701, 1806 nucleotides. The record is from the annotation of a GenBank genome assembly. NCBI's taxonomy places the organism in Eukaryota, Viridiplantae, Chlorophyta, Pedinophyceae.
AUGGCGGGCGGCCGGCCGCCCCUGCUCAGCCCCGGGGACCUCAUCGGCGAGGAGCCCGAGCCCGGGCGCUAUGAGGUGGUGGCGAAGAUCGGCGAGGGGCAGUUCGCGGAGGUGUACGAGGCGCGAGACAGGCGGCAGAACGACGCGCACGUCGCGGUGAAGCUCGAGCGGCCGAGCGCGUCGGGCGUGGUGAAGGUGGAGGCCGCAACCCUGCAGGCGCUCGCCGGGACCCCGCGCAACGCGGCCUACCGCGGCGAGGGCACGCACGCGGGGCUCUACUACAUCGCCAUGGACCUCUACGGCAAGAACAUCACGCAGGCGCGCAAGGACAACGUCCUGCCGACCCUGCAGGGCGACGGCGCGCCGCGCCUGGCCUGGGACGUGGUCGCGCCCAUCGGGCGCUCGAUGCUCGCGGCCCUGCGCGCGCUGCACGACCGCGGCUGGAUCUCCCGCGACGUCAAGCCCGCGAACUUCUGCCUCGAGCACCCCGCGGUGCCCCCGCCGACCCACGCCGUCGUACUGAUCGACCUCGGCCUCGCGCGCCGGUACCGCGAGGACGACGGCAAGCACGUCGCGCGGCGCCCCUCCGCGUCGUUCCGCGGGUCCUCGGUCUACGCGUCCGCCAGCGCGCUCGCCGGCGGCGACAUGGGCCGCCGCGACGACUUGUGGUCGCUGCUGUACAUCCUCGUGGAGCUGGUGACGGGGUCGCUGCCGUGGCGCGCGGCGGCGCGGGCGGCGGCGAGCGAGCGGCAGGCGCGGGCGGCGAUCCGGUCGCAGAAGCGCGCGUGCAUCGAGGACCCGGAGAAGCUCUUUGGCGGCGCGCCGGUGGUCGAGGCGCUCGUGGGGGUGUCGCGGUGCCUCGAGGCGCUCGCGUUCGAGGACACGCCGGACUACGACCGCAUCGACGAGCUGCUCGGGGGCAAGCGCCGCGCUCCGGCGCCCGGCCCGGGCAGCGACGGGGCGCAGCGCGACGCCAAGCGGCGGCGAGCGGUCUCGCCGUCGCCCCCGCGCCGCGUCACGGGCGGCUCGGAGCCCGCGCAGCCCCCGCCGGACGAGAUCGACGACCGCGCGCCGGCGCGCCGCCCGCGCGAGCCCGCGCCCGCGGACCCCAAGCCGCCGGGCCCCCUGCCGUGGUACGCUGGGAUGUCGGGCGCGGCGACCGUCGACGUGGACGCCCGCACUGGCCCCAAGUCCCGCCGGCAGUGGAAGCGCAAACUGGUCGACCUCGAGCCGCCGCCCGACGCGCCCGCGGACACGGUGCCCGCGAUCCGGCAGUCCGCGGUGGCCCGCCAGCCCGCGCCGCACCAGACGCUCGGGGGUCUCGACGUGCACAUGUGCAAGCGGAUCGGCGUGGCGGCGGACCGGCGGCUGCUGGUGGAGCACCCGGGGGCGGAGGAGCCGCUCGACGUGCUCGCCGCGACGCCGAGGCAGGAGGACGCGCUGAUGGCGGUGAUGGCGUACCUGAACGACCUGGUGGGGAACACGUCGACGGCGAGCCUGCCGUGUCUCGCGCUGUGGCUCGGGACCGUCGCGGACUACGCGCUGUCGUGCGAGAUGCGUGCGAGGAACCGGCUGUACAAGGACGGGCAGCGUGUGCGCCGGACGGGGUCGGGGGGGGUGUCGAGGCAGCAGUCGUGGGCGUCGGGGGGGGACGCGGGGGGGCGCGGGCCGGUGCUCGAGUGGGCGGGGAUGGUCGGGAGGGACGACGCGGGGCGGCGCGCGGGGAGCCCGCCCGGGUACCGCGGGGCGCCGGGGGGGGACAGGAGGGGGGGGUAUGACGACAGGGCCUAUACUUCACCAGUAUGA